UGCUUUUAUCCGUUCAGCAUUACAUUCGAUAUUUACUAUAAGUGAAACACUCACAUACACUUCUAAAUGUAGGCUAACUAACUAAUCUAUUCGCCUUAUACAUAAUGUUUUAACUUAAGGUACACAGAGACAUAAGGCAUUUAUUAUUUUCUAAUUAUUAUUAUUUUUAAUGAUCUGGGGGCAUGUUAGCGGAUAAAAUGCAUUAAACGAGAGAAGCGAUGAGGGUGGAGAUUAAAGCAGCGGGACUGAGCGCCAUCAUUUAUAAUCUCGAGCAUCUCAUGUCAGUCAGAUCACAGGACAGCAGCUCAAUGUGACACAUGCAAACUCACUGCCAGCUCUCCUGUGCGUGUCUGAAUGUUGGGAAGCACAGCUUUAGUCCUGGAAAAUAACCCUGUCAUCGUGGGAAAAUGAAAUAAACUCUUCUCAAGAUGAUGCGAGGAUACAGACCGACUCCAGUCUCUAACUCGACUCUGUCCUUCUGUGGCACGGAUAACUCCUCGGCGUAUAAGGUUGAUAAUGGCCUUCUGAAUAACGGCUGCUUUUUGGACGCUCUAGGUGUCGUCCCUCAUGUCUUUUUGCUGUUUAGCACCUUCCCCAUCCUCUUCAUCGGCUGGGGCAGUCAGAGCUCGAAGGUUCACAUUCACCACAGCACGUGGCUUCAUUUCCCCGGCCAUAACCUCCGCUGGCUGCUCACCACCGUCCUGCUCUUCGUGCUGGUUUGUGAGAUCGCUGAGGGAAUCGUGUCGGACGGGUUUAAUCAGUCCCGUCAUCUUCACCUCUACAUGCCAGCAGGGCUCGGGAUACUGGCUGCCGUCACUUCCAUCGUCUAUUACCACAACAUAGAGACCUCCAACUUCCCCAAGCUGCUUAUAGCGCUGCUGAUCUAUUGGACUUUGGCCUUUAUCACCAAAACCAUCAAGUUUGUAAAGUAUGACGAUCACGGCAUCGGCCUGAGGCAGCUGCGCUUCUGCAUCACAGGACUGCUGGCGCUUCUGUACGGCCUGCUGCUGGGAGUCGAGGUCAACGUGAUCCUGCGCAGGCGCUACAUGUGGUUUCCGUAUCCCACGGAGGUGAAGCCACCUGAUGACCUUCAGGAUCUGGGCGUUCGGUUCCAGCAGCCGUUCGUCAACCUGCUGUCUAAGAGCACGUACUGGUGGAUGAACACCUUCAUCACCUCUGCACACAAACGACCCAUCGACCUGAAAACCAUCGGCAAGCUGCCCAUAUCCAUGAGAGCUCUUACCAACUACCAAAGGCUCCGCAAGGCCUUCGAUGCACAGAUGGAGGACGGUCCCGUCCCGCUGAAGGGCUCGAGGUGGAUCUGGCGUUCCCUGCGUCAGGCGUUCGGCAGACCUCUGUUGCUGAGCAUCACUUUCCGCUUCAUGGCCGACCUGCUGGGCUUCGCCGGGCCGCUCUGCAUCUCUGGGAUUGUUCAUCACAUCAGCAGCGACAAUCACAGCGCUCUGCCUCCGGUGAAGCUGCUUGGAGUGCACUUCAUCUCGUCAGAAGCGUUCUUAGCGAAUGCGUAUGUUCUGGCUGUGCUGCUGUUUCUGGCGCUGCUGCUGCAGAGAACCUUCCUUCAGGCGUCUUAUUAUGUCGCCAUUGAGACCGGAAUAAAACUCAGAGGAGCCAUUCAGACUAAGAUCUACAAUAAGAUCAUGCGUCUGUGCACCUCUAACAUGUCUAUGGGUGACAUGACCACGGCCCAGAUCUGCAGUCUAGUGGCCCGCGACACCAACCACCUCAUGUGGUUCUUCUUUCUCUGCCCCAACCUGUGGGCCAUGCCGGUUCAGAUUGUGAUUGGGGUGUUGCUGCUGUACUCUCUGCUGGGAGUGAGCGCUCUGAUCGGCGCGACGGUCAUCGCCGUUCUGGCCCCGCUGCAGUAUUUCGUAGCCACUCGACUCUCACGGGCGCAGAAGAGCACUCUGGAAUACACCAGUGAGAGACUGAAGAAAACCAACGAGCUGCUGAGGGGAAUCAAGCUGCUGAAGCUCUACGCAUGGGAGCACAUCUUCAGAUCCAGCGUGGAGGAAACACGCAGACAAGAACUGACCAACCUCCGGACGUUUGCGCUCUACACGUCCCUCUCCAUCUUCAUGAACGCUGCCAUCCCAAUCGCUGCUGUUCUCACAAUCUUUGUGGUUCACGUGCACGUGCAGAGUGCCACAGACUUCGAUCUGUCUCCCGCUGUGGCCUUCGGCUCCCUGUCGCUCUUCCACAUCCUGGUGACGCCCCUCUUCCUGCUCUCCAGUGUUCUGCACUCCACGGUCAAGGCUCUUGUCAGUGUGCAGAAACUGAGUGAAUUUCUUGGCAGUACAGAGAUUGAAACUGAUCAGGAUCCCAUCGUCCAGACUCCAGCGAACAACAAUGGCAACAUUAAGUCUGUCUACGCAUUACAGCUUCAGGCCAAACUAGUGAAUCGUAAGAAUAAAACCAAACAGGACGUGAACAGGAACUUUGAGCAGCACGACCAGGAACUGACAGCAUCAGCGGCCCAGGAGGAGGAAGUGUGUAUUAAGAUUAUAAACGGCUUCUUCACAUGGACGCAGGGAUGCCCGACUCUGACCAAUAUUGACAUAAAGGUUCCCUUCGGGCAGCUGACGAUGAUCGUAGGACAGGUGGGAUGUGGGAAAUCCUCUCUUUUACUGGCUGCACUGGGAGAGAUGCAAAAGAUUUCUGGGAACAUCACAUGGAACAGUUUACCCAAGAGUGAUUCAGAAGAAAAUGUGAGAGCACAUUAUAUGAGUGAAAGACAGUCGCACCGGAAAAGAGGUUCAGUAGCCUAUGCUUCCCAGAGGCCUUGGCUCUUAAACGCCACCGUUGAGGAGAACAUCUUGUUUGACAUGGCCCCCAAUGAGAAGAGAUAUAAGGAGGUGAUUGAGGUCUGUCAGCUUCAGCCAGAUAUCGACACACUUCCACAAGGAGACCAGACAGUGAUUGGAGAGAGGGUACGUCAUCUUGGCAUCAUUCUCUCUGGAGGCCAGCGUCAGCGGAUCAGCGUUGCUCGAGCCCUUUAUCAGCAGACCAAUGUGGUUUUCCUGGACGACCCGUUUUCAGCUCUCGACAUUCAUCUCAGUGAUCAUCUCAUGCAUGAAGGGAUUCUCAAGUUCCUCCGACAGGAAAAGAGGACCGUUGUCUUGGUUACUCACAAACUGCAGUAUUUACCUCAUGCAGACUGGAUUAUUGCCAUGCGGGACGGGACAGUGCAGACACAAGGGACCUUAAAGGACAUCCAGUAUGCUGAACCUGAACUCUUCGAACAGUGGAGAACCCUAAUGAACAGACAGAACAAAGAGAACAGCACAGAACUGAAGAGGAAGAGCUUCAGACGGGCCAUGUACUCUAGAGAUACUCUGAGUCUAGCCACAGAGGACGAGGAUGAAGCUGCUGAUAUCACUGUCAGUGAAGUGAAAGACAGCUCAACCAGCACAGAUGAGGACAGCCUCAGGGCGGAGCUGCGUCACAGGACCACCAUUCCCUGGAGCUCGUUUGCAACAUACUUGAGAGCCGCAGGCAUGUUACUGCUUCCUCUGCUCAUCCUCUCUCAGCUCACCAAACACUCCCUGAUGGUCGCCAUAGACUUCUGGCUCGCUCACUGGACGUCACACGUCAUCGCAGCGCAGGUGGAAAGUGCUGAGAGGAACUGCACCAUCACAAGGGACUGUGAGUUCAGCCACUCGUCGUACCUGCAGGUGUUCUGUGUGUUGUGCGGUCUGGGGAUCGUGCUGUGUCUCAUCACGUCUCUGGCGGUGGAGUGGACGGGUCUACGGGUGGCCAAAGAGCUUCACUGCAGCCUCCUGCGCAUCAUAGUCCUCGCACCCAUGAGGUUGUUCGAGACAACUCCACUGGGGAACAUCCUAAACCGAUUCUCGACUGAUACCAACACUAUCGAUCAGCAUAUUCCGGCCACAAUGGAGUGUUUGAGUCGCUCGACUCUGCUGUGUGUGUCUGCGGUGGGCGUCAUCUCUUACGUCACGCCCGUCUUUCUCAUCGCUCUGCUGCCGCUGGCCAUCGCAUGUUACUUCAUUCAGAAGUAUUUCAGAGUGGCAUCCAGAGACCUGCAGCAGUUGGAGGACAGCACUGAGAUGCCUCUUCUGUCCCAUUACUCACAGACCAUCGAGGGUCUCACCACCAUCAGAGCUUUCAGGCAUGAGCAAAAGUUUAAGAAGAAACUGCUGGAACACACAGAUGCUAAUAAUAUCUCCUCCCUCUUCCUGACAGCAGCCAAUCGCUGGCUGGAGGUUCGCAUGGAAUAUGUCGGGGCGUUUGUGGUGCUGAUAGCAGCGGUCGCGUCGAUAACGAAUGCUUUAUACAGCCAGGUUUCAGCAGGACUCGUGGGUCUGGGACUCACAUAUGCACUGAUGGUGUCAAACUACCUGAACUGGAUCGUGCGUAACCUGGCAGACAUGGAGGUGCAGCUGGGCUGCGUGAAGAGGGUCAGCGCUCUGAUACACACCCAACCGGAGAGCUACGACGGGCUCAUGACUCCAGCUCAGGUUCCUGCCGGAUGGCCAAAAUACGGAGAGAUCCAGAUCAACAAUCUGAGUGUGCGCUACGACACCAGCUUGAAAGCGGUUCUGAGACACGUCAAUGCCCACAUCAAACCGGGACAGAAGGUGGGAAUAUGUGGACGGACGGGAAGUGGAAAAUCGUCCUUUUCUUUGGCUCUCUUCAGAAUGGUGGACACGUUCGAGGGACAAAUUCUCAUUGAUGGGAUUGAUAUUGCCAAGCUUCCUCUGCAGACGCUACGAUCAAAGUUUUCCAUUAUCCUGCAGGAUCCCAUUUUAUUCAGUGGAACGAUUCGGUUUAAUCUGGAUCCAGAGAGAAAGGCCACAGACAAAAUGCUUUGGGAGGCUCUUGAAAUCGCCCAGCUAAUGCCAGUUGUUAAAGCUUUACCUGGUGGACUAGACGCCACAGUGACGGAGGGAGGAGAGAACUUCAGUCAGGGCCAGAGGCAGCUCUUCUGUCUCGCCCGAGCCUUCGUGAGGAAGAGCAGCAUCCUCAUCAUGGACGAAGCCACAGCAUCGAUCGACAUGGCCACAGAGAGCAUUCUGCAGAAAGUAGUCAUGACGGCGUUUGCAGACCGGACAGUGGUGACGAUAGCACAUCGCGUUCACACCAUCCUGGGCUCGGACGCGGUGAUCGUGAUGAAACACGGAGCGAUCGUCGAAUAUGAUGAACCCGAUGUGCUGCUGGAGCAGAAGGACAGCGUUUUCUCCGCGUUUGUGCGAGCGGAUAAAUAAAGGUGGUUGGAUGGAGGAGGAAUAUGUGGGAUCUUUAUGGUUGUAUAGUUAAUUUCUUGUAAAAUAAUAAAAUGCUGAAUUACAUAGUAAUCUGUAUAUGGGAGAUCUGUAGAGAGGCUCUAUUAUAAGAACUAAACUAUCAGAAAUUAAAAUGUGCUGCAAGUGAUUUUUUUCAAAUAAAUUGUCCCUUUUUAAAACAUGUAUUCAGUGUGUACUUUAGGACAGGGGUUUUCAAUCUUUCAGAUGAUACACACCCCCAUCCUCAAAUUUAAAAGGCAGCAAAACAUUUUUAUGUAUAAAGAUCCAAUUUAUACUGUGAAAAAUAAGUAUUAUAAAUGUGUAAAUCUCUUGUUUAGAAAAUAUUAAAGUUUUUUUUUUCU
This is a messenger RNA of Megalobrama amblycephala (Wuchang bream), 5623 nucleotides long. It is a transcript of the gene abcc8b, whose product is annotated as ATP-binding cassette, sub-family C (CFTR/MRP), member 8b. Gene Ontology annotation, cellular component: membrane. Bases 429 to 5243 code for a protein of 1604 amino acids. The record is from RefSeq and is a predicted model, not a curated record. NCBI's taxonomy places the organism in Eukaryota, Metazoa, Chordata, Actinopteri, Cypriniformes, Xenocyprididae. The transcript has 41 exons. Gene Ontology annotation, biological process: potassium ion transport; transmembrane transport. Gene Ontology annotation, molecular function: ABC-type transporter activity; ATP hydrolysis activity; ATP binding.